UUGUUGUUGGGUUUGCAGGUGGUUGUGCAUCCUUUAGUGCUUCUAUCAGUAGUGGAUCAUUUCAAUCGUGUCAGCAAAACACAGAAUGUGAAACGUGUAGUUGGUGUGCUGUUGGGCAGUCUGAAACCGAAUCGUACACUUGACAUUGCGAACAGUUUCGCUGUUCCAUUUGAUGAAGAUGAUAAAGAUAAGAAAACAUGGUUCCUCGAUAUGGAUUAUCUGGAGAGUAUGUAUGGAAUGUUCCACAAGGUAUAUAUUCAGUUGCUGCACGUGAGCGAAUCGUCGGAUGGUACCACACUGGACCGAAACUUUGUCAGGUUUGCGUUUCAACUUGCUACUUCCGCUAUCUGA
Messenger RNA from Anisakis simplex (herring worm), 351 nucleotides. The record is from the annotation of a GenBank genome assembly. NCBI's taxonomy places the organism in Eukaryota, Metazoa, Nematoda, Chromadorea, Rhabditida, Anisakidae.